AUGUCCUCUGGUUUUUAGAACUGCUCUUAGUGAGAUUGAGUCAGUGUUUGUUAAGCGAACAGAGGAACAUGGCUUCAUCCUUUCUCAGUGUCUCCCUGCUCUUCAUCAGCCUCUACACAGCAGAUGCAUAUAUAUAUUUUGUGACGAACCGUUGUGAGUUUAACUCCUCGGAUCUGAAGGACAUUGAGUUCAUCCAGUCUAUAUACUACAACAAGGUGGAGUCUUCCAGGUUCAGCAGCAGUUUGGGGAAGUUUGUUGGAUACACUGAGUUUGGUGUGAGACGGGCUGAACACUGGAACAGCAACCCUUCAUAUUUGGCCUUGCUGAGAGCUACAAAGGAAGUGUACUGCAAAUUCUACAUUCAUGUUGCCUACGACUAUUUCCUCUCAAAACCCGUCAAGCCAUACGUCAUACUGAGCUCUACAACACCACCUGCUGGUAAACAUCCAUCCAUGUUGGUCUGCAGCGUCUACAACUUCUACCCCAAACAGAUCAGAGUGAGCUGGAUCAGAGACGGACAGGAAGUCUCCUCUGGUGUUAGUUCCACUGAUAAGCUAGCAGAUGGUGAUUGGUACUACCAGAUCCACUCUCACCUGGAGUACACACCCAGGUCUGGAGAGAAGAUCUCAUGUAUGGUGGAGCACGCCAGCCUGAGAGAACCUCUGAUGACUCUCUGGGAUCCGUCCUUGCCUGAGUCUGAGAGGAACAAGAUUGCCAUCGGAGCCUCAGGACUUAUCCUGGGUCUGGUCUUAUUUCUGGCUGGAAUCAUCUAUUACAAGUGCAAGACACCGAGGUCAGAACAGUGCUCGCUGUAGAUCAAUUCAGACCUCUUACAGAACAUCAGACCAGUUUCACAACAGUUCCCGUCUCAGAGAAGUUACAGACCAGGUCCAGAUAGUUCCAGUCUCAGAGGACUUCCAGAUAAGGUCCAAAUAGUUCCCGUCUCAGAGGAGUUACAGGCCAGAUCCAGAUAGUUCCAGUCUCAGAGGAGUUCCAGACCAGGUCCAGAUAGUUCCAGUCUUAGAGGAGUUAGAGACCUGGGCAGGAUAGUUCCAGUGUCAGAGGAGAUACAGACUAGGUCCAGAGAGAUCCAGUCUCAGAAGACUUACAGACCAGACUCAGAGUCUGAACGCUGUUAUCUUUACAACUCAUUCUGAAACCUGUCUCUGAUUUUUCUUUAUAAUAACGUCACACUGAUCGCUGGAUUUGUUUCAGACCACAUCAGUUUUAAGGACUAAUGUCAGGAUGUGUUGUCUCUUCUUUUUAAUCCAAGGCAGUUCCCAGUAGCUGAUUCUGGACCUGGUUCUGGUCCUGCAGCUAUUAGUCAGAUGGAAUAAAAAGCAGCUGCUGCUUCAACCUGCUUCCUGUUUUCAGCUCAGCUGACUGUCAGUGCUGGACCGACUCAACUCCUGAUUCUCUCAUGAUGUGGACUCUGUAUGGUGGUCUGAACCUGACCCAGGACUCUAGUGUUACUCUGAUGGUCCUGGACCAGGUUUAGUCUGGCCUCUGGUGUUUCCAAGCUGGAUCCGAACUCAUCUACAUGUGAUAGGAUUCUUUACUGUGUGAAAUCAAUAUUUUACAACUGCUUAUGUAAUAACUCUGGUCUUUAAAUAUAAUCCAGUUAUCUGAUGAUUUGGGGCUUGCAGGUGGAUUGUUAGAUUUCUAUAAGAUUUCUAUAUUUUUACUGGCGUGGAACAUGUUCUGACCCUAAUAAACUGAUCAGAAAAUUCUGUG
Molecule: messenger RNA, 1734 nt
Organism: Etheostoma spectabile (orangethroat darter)
Lineage: Eukaryota; Metazoa; Chordata; Actinopteri; Perciformes; Percidae
Product: H-2 class II histocompatibility antigen, E-S beta chain
Exons: 5
Coding region: 69-815 (248 amino acids)
Biological process (GO): immune response; antigen processing and presentation
Cellular component (GO): MHC class II protein complex; membrane
Source: RefSeq, a predicted model, not a curated record